Paramecium tetraurelia is the source of this 1614-nucleotide messenger RNA. RefSeq lists its product as uncharacterized. The record is from RefSeq and is a predicted model, not a curated record. The transcript has 3 exons. Gene Ontology annotation, biological process: cell adhesion; proteolysis. Gene Ontology annotation, molecular function: metalloendopeptidase activity. Gene Ontology annotation, cellular component: cytoplasm; membrane. Lineage: Eukaryota; Ciliophora; Oligohymenophorea; Peniculida; Parameciidae.
AUGAGAACACUCUUAUAUUUAAUCUUCUAUUGUUCUUUAAACUUUGCCAAAGCGGAAUAAUAAAGCAAUUUAUCAAAUUAAAAUAUGACUAAUCUAUAAUGGUACCCUCUAAGGAUUUACUUUCAAAUUAUAAAGUAAGUAGAAUAUAAUGAUAAAUUGGUUGAAUUGUUAAAAUAAGUAUCUCUAUAUUUCGAGAAAACCCUUCUUGUAAGAAGGAACCCAGAAAAAAUUGACGUGGAAUCAAUCGCUUCUAAAAUGGCACUAGAUUAAUUAGAUGAGGAAGUCUUCAAGGAAUAAACUAAUGAAUUUGAUACUCUUGUUUUUGUAGGUACUAAGAAUAUGACAGAUUAUAAAGCUACGUGUGAUUCUAUUCAUUUUGAUUCAAUCACUAAAAGGCCAAAUGUUUGCUAACUUUAUUUAAAGAAUGGAUUAUAAUUUGCCACAACAGUUUUCAAUCAUUAGAAAAUGCUUAAGACUCUGAUACAUGAAACUAUUCAUUGUUUGGGACUUGAUAAAAAUGUAUUUUAACUAUUCUACAAUUCAUCUACUGGAGAAGUUUAUAAAAGUGUCGUCUCCAGUAAUACAACAACAGAAUUUCUAAUAUUAAGUAGAUCAAAAGAAUAUUUAAAAUUCUACUUUGAUUGUGGAGAUAUUUAAGGAAUUUAGUUGGAAAAUUAAGGAUAAGAGGCAACUGCUGGGAAGCAUUUUGAAAAUGAAAUAUUUUUGAAUGAUUUAAUGUAAGGAACUCAUUUUGACGAUAUUAUGAUAACAACAUUGACCUUAAUGUUUUUGUAAGAUACAGGGUUCUAUUAGCUAGCUGAACACAAAACUGAUUAAAUCUAUUAUGGAAAACAUCAAGGAUGUGAUUUUUUAUAAAGGAGAUGUGAUAAUCAUUAAUUUACUGAAUUUUGUUAAAUUGAAAAUCAAAAAGGUUGUUCAUUUACUAAUUCUGGGGUUGGGUCUUGUGAAAAGAGUAAACUAAGUGGAGAAUGCAAAAAUUUUUUGGUAAUCGAAGAUUAUAACUGCAAAGAUCCUAGUUAGAUGAAACCAGGAUAAAAAAUAAUACAACAUUUUGGAGAUGAUAGUAUUUGUGUUUAGGGUUCUCUAUCUAAAUAAAAGUAUAUAUCUAAUUUCAGUUGUUAAAAAUUUCAUUGUGAUGUAGACAAUAAUAUGAUUAUAACCGUUGGCGAAUUAAGUGUAAAUUGUUCAUAAUUUGAUAAAUUAUAUGAUAAUGCCUAUUAUGGAAACAUAACAUGUCCCUCAAAUUCUCAAACAAUUUGCUAGAAUGAUAAUUAUUGUCCUAAUCAUUGUAAUGAGAAGGGUGUAUGUGUCAAUAAGGAGUGUAUUUGCACAAAUGGUUAUUCUGGUAAAGAUUGUAAUAUAAAAUGUGACGGAUAUCGUUAUUAAGGAGAGUGCUACGAGAAAUGCCCUUCAAAUUUAUACACUUACGAGUCGAUAAAGUAUUGUGUAGGCUGUCCAGGAGUAUGUUAUUUUGUUAUUGUUAGAAUUGCAAAGAAUGUAGUUCCUUCAAUCACUGUACAUUAUGUGAUGAUAACUAUAAACUAGUAUCAGGCUUUUGUGAUUUUACAUACAGUAAUAUCCUUAUGCUAGUGA